AUGGCGCUGUUGGAAAUUUUGCUUCUUGCAACGGCAAUCGGAUCCUCUUCGAUGGCCUACAAUGUAUCCUUCCCCAAUGUAACCAUUCCGAAUCCUCCCUGGCUGAACAAUACCAACAUCACACUGCCGAUGCCAUUUACCACCGUCGCCGCAAAUUUGCCACCACAAUCGGAACCGAACGUAACGCAGUCUCCAUCACAAUCCGGGAUUCCACUCUACAAGCAUCCGCAUUAUGACCAAAGUGGAACGGCACUGUGGUUCCCGCGGAUCAUUGGCGGCACGCCCGCCACAGUCGGAGAAUUCCCGUCGAAAGUGUCGCUACAAAUGGCCCGAACCUCGGCACACUUCUGCGGUGGCACUUUGCUUACUAUGAGACACGUUUUGACAGCAGCUCACUGCGUGACAAACAUCGAAGGAAUCCCGUGGAGCCCCGCAACGAUACAAGCCAUGGCUGAUGAUUUGAACGUUCUGCCGAGAAUGGGAAGCCCAUCCCGGCAGGUUCGACAAGUACAAUUUCUUGUAAUUCACAACAAUUACCACCCGGCAAAGCUACACAACGACAUUGCCAUUGUACGGCUGGUCAGUGACUUCACCAAAACGGCCACCCUGUAUCCAACGUUGCGUGUUUCCAGGACUCCACCCGGUGGGGAGCUUUGCUCGCUGGCAGGUUGGGGCGUAACGUCGGAGCACUCGCAAAUCAUCAGUCCGACGCUGCAACGUGUAAAUCUGGCCGUGGUCGACUUCGAACGUUGUAACCUCAACUAUCAGGGCUCGCUAACUGCUGGAAUGUUGUGUGCGUGUGCUCCCGGUAGAGAUGCUUGUCAAGGUGAUUCGGGCGGUGCACUGAUUUGUCACAACCGAGUCGCCGGUGUUGUCAGUUUCGGGGCCGGGUGUGCUCAUCCCGAUUUUCCGGGGGUGUACAUGGAUGUAGCGCACUACGAAAAAUGGAUCAGUAAGGUGAUCAGUGGAGCCGUUCGCUCUGGUGCGGCAGAGAUUACAAACUGGCGAGUGUGCGAGGAAUAUACCCACAGUGACCACCAAGUGAUUCGGUACCGCAUUGGAAAAGGGAUGCAGAAGAAAUCAUGUAGGGGACAGGUAAGUGAGCAGAGGUGGAAAACGGUGACGUUUAGCAAGGCCGUAUUUGUUAAAGCACUCAGGUUUGAAAGCAGCUCCUCAAACCUAAGUACGGAAGGAUUGCACGUAGAGGAAGCUCGAGCCACCAACGAGGAGCUGAUCGAAUUAGCAAAAACCAUGAAGGGAAUGAAGGCCCCAGGUUCAGACGGGAUUCCGAAUCUUAGAAGGCUGAGAAAGUAG
Messenger RNA from Sabethes cyaneus, 1314 nucleotides. RefSeq names its product acrosin-like. Lineage: Eukaryota; Metazoa; Arthropoda; Insecta; Diptera; Culicidae. Gene Ontology annotation, molecular function: serine-type endopeptidase activity. The record is from RefSeq and is a predicted model, not a curated record. Gene Ontology annotation, biological process: proteolysis. The transcript has 4 exons. Bases 1 to 1314 code for a protein of 437 amino acids.